Messenger RNA from Pollicipes pollicipes, 1231 nucleotides. It is a transcript of the gene Clc, whose product is annotated as clathrin light chain. Bases 105 to 773 code for a protein of 222 amino acids. Gene Ontology annotation, biological process: intracellular protein transport; clathrin-dependent endocytosis. The transcript has 8 exons. Gene Ontology annotation, cellular component: clathrin coat of trans-Golgi network vesicle; postsynaptic endocytic zone cytoplasmic component; plasma membrane. Lineage: Eukaryota; Metazoa; Arthropoda; Thecostraca; Pollicipedomorpha; Pollicipedidae. Gene Ontology annotation, molecular function: clathrin heavy chain binding; structural molecule activity. The record is from RefSeq and is a predicted model, not a curated record.
CAUAUUGGGCACCUCCCUUCUGUUCUCUUGCUGCGCGUUCCAUUACGGGGCACGCCGGUUACCGACGUCCGGGGGAUUGCACGUUAUUGUGGGUAAUCAGAGCCAUGGACUUUGACACCAGCGCCGACCCAGCGGCCGAGUUUUUGGCUCGGGAGCAGGACCAGCUGGCUGGUAUUGGAGACGACAUCAUUCCGCCGUCGACGCAGCCAGCAGAUGACGACCUGUUCGCGCCAAGCGCAGUGCAAGAUGACCAAGGCUUCGAUGUCAUCGGCUCCGAGGCGCAGGGUGACAUGGGCUUUGACCUGAGCGCAGCGGCGGGCGACGCCGGUCCAGGUGGUGACGCCGAGGAAGCUCCCGCACCAGCUCCGGCGCCCGCCGCCGUGCCGACGCCGACCCCGGCGCCUCGUGUCGAGCCCGAGAAGAUCCGACGCUGGCGCGAGGAGCAGCGGCAGCGACUCGAGGAGAAGGACGCCGAAGAGGAGCGUAAGAAGGACGAGUGGCGCGAGUCGGCCAAGAAGGAGUUGGAGGACUGGUACAAGCAGCAUGAGGAGUCCGUCUCCAAGACGCGCGCCGCCAACAGAGAGGCAGCGCUGGCCGCUGAGAAGGAGCUGGUCAGCGGGGACAACAAGUCGACCGAGGCGGCCGCCGACUGGGAACAGAUCGCCAAACUGUGCGAGUUCAACCCCAAGGUCAACCGCAACACCAAGGACACGUCGCGCAUGCGCAGUCUCAUUUUGCAGCUGAAGCAGAGCCCACCAGUGAAGUCCAACUGAGCGCGGCCGUGCGGUGGCGCAGCCCCGGGCUACCUGGGGCAUCGGCCGGCAUGGCGGUGGCCACCAGCACGCCAACCCGCGGAACUGACGGGCGGCACCAGCAGGCUCGCCGAGGACGUGCGUGGGACGUUGUUAUCUCAUCUAGCUUUUGGUGGAUAGCCGUGCGGUCGAGGCGGCGCGAUGGUGGCGCCCUCUGGAGUAUUGUACCCGAAUCACGUGAACUAGAAGGCAUAGCUACACCCGUCGUAAUCUGUUGGUGAGCCCAGUGUUUCCUUCAUGCCUAGCGCGUGCGUCGUCGGUUAGUCUCAACUGUUCAGCACGCUUGCGGCUGUUCUGUUAGCUGGCUUAACAUGCCCAAAGUGUUUGUGCAUUCAAAACACGUAAAGAUGUGUACAUUCCUUAACUACAUUACGAUGUAUGACAAAAUAUAUGCGAUGGUUAGCAGCGAAAAAACCGCC